AUGGAGGAUGAAGAAAAGGAAGAGACAGACAGAGAGUAUGUACAGGGACGAGAAGAUGUAAACAUGUUAAGAGGAACAAGAAAUGCCAACUAUACAAACAACUCGCAACCCGAACCAGCAGCAACAACCACGACAGUGUGUAAUUGGGCAGAGGCAUUGUGUGGGUCGUUGAUAUCUGAUUUAAUGGUAAAUAAUACUAAGGGAGAAGAGAAGAGGAAAGUGGAGAUUUUUGAAAAUCCAGAGAAAUUCAAAAUAGUGGAAAAUAAGCCAGAAGUAUAUGAGUCAAUAUAUUCAGACAAGUUAUUGUUCAGAGACAAUCAGGUAGAAUACGAACCAAAUGGAAUAAACAAGCUAAAUAGAAACAUGUAUGAAUCUACCCAAAGAUUAGAAGUAAUUGAUAAGAUUUGCAAUGCAUGUAACUUUUGUGAAGAUGUAUGUUUCUCCACAGAUUGUGUAAACUGCGAAAAAAAAAGGAAAAAUUUGUACGAAAAAUAUAAAAAAUACAAAAAACAAAACUUAAGAAUAUGCCAAAAAAAAGCUAAACUUAUGUUCAAGUUAAAUAAACGUGUUCGGAGAGACAUACUAUUGGGAAGUCAUUCAAUGGAAAAGGGGUAUGAAGAAGAAAAAUUUGUGAACACAGAAAAAAAUUGCACAAGCGAAGAAGGCAUAAAAGAGGAAAAGCAAAGCAAAACCCCACUUUCUACUAUCAACAAUAUUGAUGAGAAUGAAAAAAGAGGAGAUCAAUAUGACACACUAAAGGAUGUCAUCAGAAAGAGCACAAGCAUGAGCAAUAAUGAAUGGAAAACUGAAGAAAAGGGAGAAAAAACUAUAAAUUAUUACAACUAUACAAAAUAUAAAAAAUAUUUUACAAAAUGUGAAAUAAAAAGACACUGUAAAAUAAAUGAUUGCUGGGUUGUGGCAAAUGGUUGUCUUUAUGAUGUAACAACAAUUCUUAGUCACCAUCCAGGUGGAGUUAAUUGCAUUUUAAAAAAAGCUGGUGGUGAUGUAUCUGUUGAUUAUUCUUUUCAUUCAAAAUAUGCACAGAAAAUUUUCUGGGAACCUCUAAAAAUUGGAAAAGUUAUAACGUGUUCUAAGGAACUUGAUGAAGUCCACACAAAAAGUUUCUCUUCUCCAAAAAAGAGUACGUGCUUUUUUAUGUGA
This is a messenger RNA of Plasmodium gonderi, 1161 nucleotides long. RefSeq lists its product as hypothetical. NCBI's taxonomy places the organism in Eukaryota, Apicomplexa, Aconoidasida, Haemosporida, Plasmodiidae. The record is from RefSeq and is a predicted model, not a curated record. The transcript has a single exon. Bases 1 to 1161 code for a protein of 386 amino acids. Gene Ontology annotation, cellular component: intracellular membrane-bounded organelle; membrane. Gene Ontology annotation, molecular function: heme binding.